This is a messenger RNA of Cryptococcus deneoformans JEC21, 1038 nucleotides long. RefSeq lists its product as hypothetical. The record is from RefSeq and is a predicted model, not a curated record. Gene Ontology annotation, biological process: cellular response to oxidative stress; cell redox homeostasis. Lineage: Eukaryota; Fungi; Basidiomycota; Tremellomycetes; Tremellales; Cryptococcaceae. Gene Ontology annotation, molecular function: thioredoxin peroxidase activity. Gene Ontology annotation, cellular component: cytoplasm. The coding region runs from base 20 to 796 and encodes 258 amino acids. The transcript has 7 exons.
CUUCCUUAAGCACACAUAGAUGACAUCCAUAUCCCCAGAAGCAGACACAUCUCUCAGGAGAUCUACGAGGGCCAAGAAGCGAAUCGUCCUUGCAGAGAGCGAUGAAGAGAACGAUGGGCCUCAGACCGCUCCCAAGAAAUCCAGAGCAUCCAAACCAAAGAGCGAAGAUGUGCUCGUUAUCUCCGACAAGGCCGAAAUCACUACUGAAGGCGUUUCCCUAUCACCCAAGGCCAAGAAGGUCGUUGCAGCGGUUAGUAAACCCAAAAAGGCGCCGGCCAAGAAGAAGAAGGAGAUGACUCCUGAUGAAGAUAGUGAAGAACGAGAGGACGAAGAGGAUGGCGAGGUGUUGAAGAUGGGAGAUAGGCUUCCAAGCAUCAAGUUGGAGGAUGAGGAGGGGAACACGGUUGAUGUUUCAACAUUGGCCGGUGAAAAGGGCGUUGUGUUCUUCUUGUACCCCAAGGCCGACACACCAGGAUGUACUAAUCAAGCAUGCGGGUACAGAGACAUGUUCGAAGAAAUCGCAGUAUUUGGUUAUGAGAUUUAUGGACUCUCAAAAGACACUCCGACGGCACAACAAAAGUGGAAAGCCAAAAAAUCUCUCAACUACCAUCUUCUCAGUGAUCCCAAGAGCAAACUGAUCAAAAGGCUGGGUGCAUUCGUUCCUCCCAAAAACACCAAGCGUUCUCACUUCAUCUUCGAGAAGGGAACGGGCAAUCUCAUCGACAUUGAUAUCGGCGUCAGGCCCGCAGAAGAUCCCAACAAUGUUGUCGGGUUCUUAACUGAGAAAUAUUUAUAAUAGAUAAGCGGAGCAUGUGCUCAUUCCAAACUGGCAUUGCUCAGCGGGUUUGAUGGGCGAAUCUUUGUGUUGAUUUCUUGAACAUUCUUGCACCUUUGUGAUAAUCAACCCCUCGUGUAUUGCAGAUUGGGCAACUUGAAUAAGGAAUAUGAGAAGAACCAAUUGCGCAGUAGUAAAAGAUAAGCUUUUGUUGAAUCGUUGCUGGGAUUAGCAGAGACAUGAAUGUAACACCGCUACAAUUA